Messenger RNA from Paramuricea clavata, 3850 nucleotides. Lineage: Eukaryota; Metazoa; Cnidaria; Anthozoa; Malacalcyonacea; Plexauridae. The record is from the annotation of a GenBank genome assembly.
UGUAAGGUGGCCCCCCAAAUUUGGAAAAUAAAAAAAUAAUUUGAAACGUUUUUUGAUAUAAAUAAUGGGUUGAGGAAAAAUUUCUAAACCUAAAUUUUGCAGAUAUUGAUGUUGUUUUAACAAUAUUAAUUAAAACAUUUUACCCCCCUCCCCCCCUCCCCUCGCUCGCCAACAAUUUUGGGAAAAAAUAGGGCCCCCGAAUUUCUUUGAUAGGCCCAGCGUAUCACUACCAUUUGAAAGAGCAACAUCGUGUUUGCGAUGCCGAUUACCUAAGUUUUCUUAAUACUAUAAGGAAAUGAGUCCGAGUCAGCAAUUACUAGAUCAGAUACAGGAUGGUAAUGUUAUAAGUAAAUCAGACACAGUGACCGAUGACUUUUUGCAUGCUUAUCAUUCAAAUCCUGACAACACGGUUUUGACCUUUACCAAAAAUGGCGCUAAGCUACGUCAAAAACAUUAUAAUUAAGGCCAUUUUCAAUGAGCUACAGCCAUUGGCACAUGCACAGCUGGAUUGCGCGUAGUUAUAACCCAAAAUAAAGAUAAGCCAAAUGGUAUAGUCAAUGGCCAAACAGCUGUUCUUCACAUUGACAAGACUAAUUUUUAGACCAGUUCUGGUUGUUUCUGGUGACUACGCUCAACAGCAACCAUUAAAAAAUUAACAAAUCGCAAAGUCAAGUUUCCAGUCCAUUUAACAACCAAUCUUUCCUAGCUUCUAUUUACCAGUACAUCCUGAAUGGACAACAUAGAGUUGGUGAUAGUGACUACUUAUCAUUUCUCAAUCACAUCAGGCACUGGAUUCCCACUGAGGCUUUGCUACAGCAAGUCCAGGAAGGACGAGUAUAAGUAUUGUGUCCAGAUGGUGUAGUACACCCACAUCGAGUCAUUUCGAGCCAAUCCUGACUCUACUCUUUUAACUUUUACUAAUGACUUUUUCUUACCCCUCUCAAAAGUUGCUUGUUCAAGCCUGUCCGCAUCUGUUCUGAACAACAGUUCAAACAUUUUAAUUUUUCUUCCAGAAAAGAAAUCACUAUCCUUUUAUCUCGUACACCAUUUUUGACAUAAUCAUGGCACACACCGAACAAUAAUUGUGUAGAUAUAUUCCUAUAUUGCACAUAUUAUGCUGUUAUUUCUUCUAUUUCCUUUAUCCUACUGUAAUAUUUACAAGGCAUUUUCCAACUUUUAAAAUUAAAAUAUUAGUAAAAAUGGCAGUAUUAUGACAAUAAAUUAACAACAAAGUUAAUGAUGCAUUUGCAUCAAUGUUUCAACUUCCACAUUCCAUUACCACAUAGCACGCACACUGUACUUGCAUUCGAUUCUGAAUGUUUCUUCUCCUUAUCUCUACAGAUGUACAAGCAAAACAAGCGUACUCCUGAAAAACCGAAAGCUGUCAGUUAUUUUAACCAAUUCCCAUCCAAUUUUUUAAAACCGUAUGGAAAGGCGGAUUCCGCCCCAGAUGACGAUGUAAUCUCCAGGCGAACAAACCCCAUUUCCUGAGAGUGGUUACUCCGGCCACGAGCGAAUUUGCGGAAACAAUCACAGAAAACCUACAGUUGCUUCAAGAUGACAACCUUGCACUGCUGAACACGUCAAAGUUCGCCAGCAUAUCGGACAGCGUAGCACCUAUGCUUGAUGCUCUUUCAUCUUUAAACACCAAAACAGAACUAGUUUCAAGUAAACAAGACAUCAACACGGUAAUGACCUAUCUAUACGAUAAUUAACAAGAAUUGGACAAGUCCAUCGAAGAAAUGUUUGUUGUUGGCGGAGCAAUGUUCAGCACUGCAAUCCAAUACAUCGUGGCCCGAUCCAUUAUCAGUCAGCCUACAAAGUUCGCUGAGAAACUGGUAUUGGAGAACGAAAGCACAAAAGAUUUCAAGAGAGAAAAAGAUGUCAAAGCUCUUCGUUGCUUGCUCGUACAGGAAUGCUUAGGCAAUUCCACACAAACUCCAGCCAAAGUUCAAAGUCACACCCAAGACGAGCCCUCCUCCAGCAGCUACAAGAUGAUAGUGACGAUGAUGUGCCCCAACAACCAACCACACACCUCCCCAAAGACAGCCAAGAGGACCAUACUUGAAGAUACCAAUAAAUCACCACAAGAAAUUGAAGAAACCGCUGCCCCCAAGCGUAAGAAAUCGAACAAGAGCAAGACAAAUGAAUCACCACAAGAAAUUGAAGAAACCGCUGCCCCCAACUGUAAGAAAUAAAAAAAGAGCAAGACCAAUGAAUCACCACAAGAAGUUGAAGAAACCGCUACCCCCGAGCAUCACAAAUAAAACCCCCCCAAGAAAUCCGAGAAGUGAAUGAAGUACCAUCCGACCAGCAACUAAGAAUCACUUUGACAUUAACGGCAAGUUUCUCCUGGUAUAUAUUUUUUAUAUUACUACUACUAAACACUUCUGGUAAUUUUAUAUUAUGUUGACAGGACUGAAAGUAAUAAGCACAUGAGAAAUAUACUUACAAUAUAGUUUUAUUAUAACGGCUUUGGCACCCUUUAUAAGCCCAUCCUAAACAUUCACAUUUCACCUGAACCUUAGUAGGCAGUAGGAAACUAAGUAGGAAAAUGAAAUAAGCAUAAUUCAAAUCAGUGAACUGAAUGUUUUUAAACAUUUUUAACGUUAAAAACAUUGACAGUUCAGUGGUUUUUAAUUAUGCUCAAUUCAUUUCUUAUAAUUUUUUCCUAUUAAAAAGACAAGGCUUAACUGUGCCUUUUAACACACUAUGACAUUAUAUUAUAUUUCUCAAGUUACGAAUCCUCUUUUGUAAAUAUUUCUUAAUAUUAUUGUAAACAAGCUCUUUACUGCUCGAACAGCCAAACCCAGUCGCUUUUGCAUAGUUUUAUUGUUUUUAAAUUAAGCUAACCCAAUGGCCACCGCAUUAUUUUUAAUUAUGCCGCCUCGAUACCUAACUGAAAAAUGGUAAGUCAUAAUAAUUUCUAGUCACUGAUUUACCUUAAUUUCGAAACAUUAAAAAUAUGCAAAAGUGGCCUCGGUUUCCCUGUUCAACAUUAAACCUUCCAGUUAUCUUGUUAUAUCUUGUUAGAAACAUAUCAAAUAUAUAUGAAUGACACAUAGACCACUUCGUUCCUUGACAUACAUAAAGACAUAACACAUCCAUUCAUCAAGUAAUUUCCCGAUUCUAAAUUUCCCUCAGCAACAAACGUCCCUCGCACUUCAUAUUUCGUUCUUCGACAAAAUUAAUGUCAACCCACACCACAUACCUGCAACAACUAGAAAGGAUGUUCCUUAUCUAAAAGUCCUUUUAGCGACGCAAACUACGUAUUUCCCCCUUUCAGAUACGUUCGUGAAUUAAGAAACCAGGGUUCUACUCCUUUUACUCCUUCAAUCUUCCGUUCUAACCAUUUCAAUCACACUGGUUUCACCUUACAUUUUUUCGCUGUUGAUAUGGUCAUGCAAAUUUCAGCAGGACAAUAUCGAACUAUACAGCCAGCAACUCCACCAAGGUAAGGUGGGUUUAUUUCACCUUACGAAUGGACAUUUCUAAUGGCCUACUAGAUUCACAACAUCAGAAGUGCGUUUAGCAAAGGGCCAGCUCAUUUGGCAGGAUAUGAAACUAUGAAUAUGGCGCAUAUAUCGAAACUUACCGGGAGUAUUGAACAAAAUUUAAAAUCUUUGUUGGGCCACUACUACGAAUUAAUUAGUGAAAAGAAGAUGAAAAGACUCCUCCAAUCCACUGACCCGUUAUUAAAUAUUGUCUCUCUUCUUUAGGUGUACAAACUACGAACAAACACUCCCGAAAGUCCGAAAGCAGUCCACUUCUUUCAACACUUCCCAUCAAACAUCUUGCGUCGCUAUACCGACUCCCAGCCAUCCGUGGCGACCCUAAUGCGCCGCAUUAA